AUGUUCCCACUAGCGCCGCAUCUGCUGGAGCUCUGUUUCAUCAAGGCCGGCCCGGCUUUCCAGGUUCACGCAUGCUCGCGCGAGUUCCUCAACGUCCUCAUCAAGACCUUCCCUGAACAGCCACAGGACCUGAUCAACCCGGUGCACAAGAAAAUCCUCGCACUCCUGUACAAGUGGCACCAGACCAUUGGCCAGCAUGCGCGUUACCGUCUGUUCCUGGCGCCCCUCAACCACCUGUACACCCUCUUCCGCACGAAGGGCUUCAAGUUCCCGGAGAUCCCCCAGUCCGAGCUCAGCGCCCUGAUGGAGUCCAUGUCCUUCCUCUCGGAAUCCGAGCUGCGUCGCAUCGACCAGGAGGCCCAGUCGGCUCGGCUGGAAUAUCUGCUUCAGCAAAACUCCAAGCAAUGUAUCGAGGAAGCCAACGACCUGAUGAAGGCCAUGGUCGGCUAUGACCCCGAUACCAUGCCGGACUACGCGGCGGAGGUCCGCUCUCAGCUGGCUGACAUCGAGGCGGCAGCCAUCGGUCUGGCACAGGCCAUCUCCAACUCAAUCAAUAAUGACACCGAGGACACCCCGCGUGUCCUGACCGAGCCCAUGCAGCAAGACUACAUUCGCUGCAAGGCAUCCCAGAAGCGCCUGAUGGCCAUCCUCAAUGACGCCCCCGCUGACGAGGAAAUCGACGAGCAGCGCAUCGCCCAGUACCUCCAGGUGAAUGACACCAUCAACACGGCCCUGCGCGCGGUCGAUGCCUACAUCAUCGGCGAGCCCCUCUCCCCGACGGCUCUCUCCCUGGCCUCGGGAUCGUCGCUCCUCGGCCCGUCGGCCGGCCUCGCCGCGCCGGCAGACACCAAUGUCUCGAAUCUCCUGGACAUGUCCUCGCCCCCAGGGGCCGGCGCCCCGCACGCGGCUUCCACCCCGUCGGCCUCGUCGGCGGUGCUUGGCAACCUCCUGGAUCUGGACUUGACCCUGCCGGCCCCGGCCGCUGCCCCUGUUGUCGGUGCCUCGCCGGUGGCCUUUGCCGAUCCGUUUUCCGGCUUCGGCACCCCGUCGGCCGAUUCGGCCGAGCCCUCCUCCGUGGCCAGCACCCAGAGCUCCUCGGCUUACCUGCUGGAUGCCGGCCUGGCGGCGGCGCCGGCCUCGGGCCCAGGCGAUUCCUUCUCCUCGCUCUUCGCCAACCUUUCCAUGUCGGACUCGGCCAGCAGCCCCGCCGGCCCGGUGGACAUGGGCUCGGUUUCGGCCUCCCCGGUCGUUUCGGGCGCCCCGGCUGCUUCAACUGCCAUUGCGCCUCCCCCGAUGCCCGCUGGAGCCGUCGUGCUAGACGCUUCGGGUAUCCGCAUUGAGCUGUCGACCAUCCGGUCGCGGGCGCUCGACGCGUCCGAGGCCCAGAAGUAUGAGAUCCCUGUGAACCGGGCGCUGGAGCUUGUGGCCAAGAUCCACAACACCGACCCCUCCGGCACGGCCAUCAAGAGCUUUGUCCUGAUGUUGGCCGUGCAGAAGGUCAUGAAGCUGGAGCUGCUCCCUUCCAGCAGCUCGCAGGCCGGUCCGGCUGGCAGUGCUCCCAUCUCCCAGCCCUUCACAAUCCUUUUCCACAAGCCCACCGACGGUCAAGCUGGGCCCACCUUCCGGAUUCUCUAUAAGAUUAGCUUCAACCGCGUGGUCCCCAACAACCCGGCUGUGGCCCCGGUCCCGGUGGCCCUGAGUGGCGAGCUCCACAACCUCCCCGUGCAUCAGUUCCAGUGA
Fonticula alba is the source of this 1740-nucleotide messenger RNA. RefSeq lists its product as hypothetical. The transcript is spliced from 11 exons. The record is from RefSeq and is a predicted model, not a curated record. The coding region runs from base 1 to 1740 and encodes 579 amino acids. Gene Ontology annotation, cellular component: trans-Golgi network. Lineage: Eukaryota; Rotosphaerida; Fonticulaceae. Gene Ontology annotation, molecular function: ubiquitin binding; phosphatidylinositol binding. Gene Ontology annotation, biological process: protein transport to vacuole involved in ubiquitin-dependent protein catabolic process via the multivesicular body sorting pathway; Golgi to vacuole transport; Golgi to endosome transport.